This is a messenger RNA of Thamnophis elegans (Western terrestrial garter snake), 1716 nucleotides long. RefSeq names its product sorting nexin 7 (gene SNX7). The record is from RefSeq and is a predicted model, not a curated record. Gene Ontology annotation, molecular function: phosphatidylinositol binding. Lineage: Eukaryota; Metazoa; Chordata; Lepidosauria; Squamata; Natricidae.
CCCGCGCGUUACAUACAGACGCGCAACCCAAGCCGGGGAAGGAUGGAGGGCGAGCGGGGCGAGUCGCAGUCGCCGCGGCCGUUCUCCUCCCCUCCCCUUGGCGGCGAGGCCAAGGCAGCCCGUGCCGAGCCGCCAGCGCCCCGGCCGCUGCUGCUGCUGCCUCCCUCCUCCUCCACCUCGGAGCUGCUGGACUUCGACGACGACGAGGACCUGGAAGUGUUCAGCAAGGAUGCGUCACUCAUGGAGGCAAACUCGUUCAGUCCUUUAAUGCCAACAUCUCCAUCUUCGAUGAUAAAUCAGUACAAAUUUGAGGAUGAACCAGAAGGAAAGGAUCUUUUCAUAACGGUUGACGAGCCGGAAAGCUAUAUUACUGCCAUUGAGACAUUCAUCACUUACAGAAUUGUCACCAAGACAACUCGUGGUGAAUUUGACUCCAGUGAGUAUGACGUUAGAAGACGCUAUCAGGACUUUCUUUGGUUGAAAGGAAGACUUGAAGAAGCGCAUCCAACACUUAUUAUUCCUCCGUUGCCUGAAAAAUUCAUAAUGAAAGGAGUUGUGGAACGAUUUAAUGAAGAAUUCAUUGAAACAAGAAGGAAAGCUUUGCAUAAGUUUUUAAACCGGAUUGCUGAUCAUCCUACUUUAACUUUUAAUGAGGACUUCAAAAUUUUUCUUACUGCACAAACAGAGGAACUUUCAUCUCACCGGAAGCAGGGCCCCGGCUUACUUAGCAGAAUGGGUCAAACAGUCAAGGCGGUGGCUUCAUCAAUGCGAGGCUGUGCUGUGAAAAACCGCCCGGAAAUAUUUACAGAAAUGAGUGACUAUGUGGAUGUGUUUAACCAGAAAAUCAAUCUAUUGAACAAAAUCUCCCAACGAGUUUACAAAGAAAAAAAAGACUAUUUUUAUGAAAUGAAGGAAUUUGGUCCAAUUCACACACUCUGGUCUGCUUCGGAAGAAGAUCUGGAAGAUACAUUAAAAGGAAUGGCUACAGGCAUCGACCAGUGUUGCAAAGCUGCAGACAAAUGGAUGUCCGCUCUGUCCGAAAGCUUCUUCCCUGUCAUACAUGAAUAUUUGCUUUAUAAUGAAAUAUUGAUGGGUGUUCUGAAAAGAAGGGACCAGAUCCAAGCAGAACUGGAUUCCAAAACAGAUGCUAUGUAUAAUAAAAAGGCUGAAAGUGGGCUGUUGCCUGAAGAGAUUGGAAAACUUGAAGAAUUAGAAUGCGCCAAUAACGCUCUGCAAGCGGAUUGGGAUAGAUGGAAGCACAGCCUGCGUCUUGAUAUGAAAUCAGCAUGGCACAUGGCAGAAAGUAAUCUCCGCUAUUAUGAAGAGUGCCUUGCCACCUGGGAGUCCUUCUUGGCCUCUCAAACUGCCUCAGACAUUACCUUGGAAGAAGAAUCUGAAGAUCAGUCUUGAUUGAGGCAUCCUCCUCUGAAUUGUUCCUCACCAAAGAAUUACUUUAUUUGAGAUGAAAUUCAUUUAUUGUGUAGAGAUAUUAAGAUUCGAGAGUGGGGAGUAAGCUUACUGAAAUGUCUGGUAUUCUAUUAUCCCGGAGUUUCUUGAAUCAUGGUUUGUGUAUGUGUUUUUGGUAGGCGGUGGGGAGGGGAGAGCCCAGUUCAGAUGUAACAGUAACAUCAUUUAAUACUGUGGGACAAGUUUAGGGUUCACCGACAAAUGCGUGCUCGACAAAACCGCGGUGAGAAACCGCGAGUUUGAAAUCGC